AAAAACUUGUGAACCUUCGAUGCAGCGUUUCGAGCGCUGCGUUUAGGUUUGAAACAGUUGGAUGGUGGAAUUCUGCAGUUGUAGAAAUCUUGUGGGUGAGUGUUGAAUAUGCUUGUGUGAAUAUUGAGGUUUAAGAAAUAUUCUUGUUUGGGUCCUUUCUUAUUUCGAAUUUAAAUCUCAUUAACUAUCAUGCCUUUUAAAACUAACGACUUCUCUUCAUUCUGCUGAAGCGAUAUCCCUAUUUUUUUAUAUAUUAUGUUAAGCUUACCAACUAACUGUUUUGAAAAUAAUUUUUAUAGAUUUUUUAUACUGCUGUUGAUUUGACGUCGCUCCAUGAAGAUUCAAUUAACCGACGACGAGUUCUGUACCAUGAGCAUUAUGAAGGCAUCAUACAUCUUUUUGGUAAUCUUGUGUAAUCUUAACUGAACUUAAAAGUUAACUUGUUUGUCUGAACGUUUUACCGUUAUUUGUGUGGUAAAGGGAGGAAGGAAAACAAUAAGAUAUAGUUAACGCAUAUUAUAUCGGGUGCUUAUCACCGCGGUUUAUCGUAAGCGGAAUCCAGGGGGGGGCUGGCAACGGCCUUUGAUCUUGCCGCUUUUCGGCUUUCCAUGAUCGCCCCAGUUAAGAAAUCUGUCAAUCAUCCGAAAACUGUAGCGAGCAUGCGCGGAACGGGUUGGGAAAACAAGUUCGUCUUCACAGCUUCUUCGCAGCGAUUCGGCAGUGUGAAGUGAAGUUGCUUUUGGUCCCGUUGGUCAUUGGUUUCUUCGUUUUGUUCCUCGGUAAUGUGGAGCUUACGUUUUCCUUUCUUCUGGUCUUGCGUUUGCCAUUAAAUGCGGCCCGGUUUACUACGGUAAGAACGAGACCAGUGAACAUGUUUCUCGAUGCCCGACCUUUUGAUGAUUUGUUUCUGUUUAGACGACCCACGAAUUGCAAGAGUAAAAGAAGGGCCAACCCUCCAAUACGUAUGUAGAAGAGUUUAUAUUUUCAAUCGAAAGGCCCAAAAUUAAUUCUUCGUGGUAUUAAAAAAAGUGCGGUGACUGGCAUGUGGUUGAGUAGAAGAGUUGUCAGAGUUCAGCUGAGAGUUGUUUACGGCUUCACUACACCUUUAAGACGACGAGAAAUGAUGAUUGAGAUUCUCAGUUCUACAUUCUUGAUUGUGAACUUAUCCUGGCAGAGUUGCGUUGGAUGAUUGAGUGGCAUGGCCAAAUCUCGUAGUUCAUGUAUUUCUUUAUGUACGAGAAGCUAAAUAAAUUUUGCCAACAGAUCAUUCUCUCUUGAUUUUGCGCAUGUUGAUAUGCUUAAGUUCUUUUCUUCGUGCGAUUUAAUUUAAACUUUACCGUGGCGGGUAGUUUCUAGCAAAUGAAUCUUAGGCAGAUGAAAGGGUAAUUAUCUUGUGUGUUUGGAAUUCUCUUUCCAUGACAGCAGUUACUACACUGCCUUCAGUUUGAGACCUAAUUUAAGUGUGUUUUGUUGCAAAAAAAGAGGGAAAAAUUAUAAAUUUUACAAACUACGCCACCCCUUGGAACAAGAUUAUGGUUGAAAAAAAGAUUAGCUAAGUUCAGAAAAUAAAUCUUCAAGUUUGCAUGUUUUGACAAGGACUACAUCUGGCUAAAUAUAUGCUUCCAAGUGAAUGUAUAAAGUCAGGAAAAUGGUGACAUUUCUAUUUUUGCCUUUCCUUUGGCCACGGUGAUCAGUUUUGGCCAUACAGUUGCAUGUAAUUUUUAUACUUUUGGACAUCAACCUGCCAGGUUAGUUUGUGUCUGUAUAAAAAUGUAGUGAAUGAAAUCAAACCCUCUCAACUUAAAAAUUACCUUGUACCAGUGGAUAUGCAAAACACCAAAGGAUGUCUUGGAAAAAAUGUAAAAUGACUAUUAAGAUAAUAUUAUUAAUUUUGUAGUCAACAAUAACAGUUAGAAACUUGUGUUGAGGCAGGGAAAAACAUUUUUCAGAGACCAUAGACCUUCACUGACUUUGCUGUUAAAACAAGUGGUAAAAGGGUAUUAAAAUGUGAGAUCACCUCCCUGGGCUUGCACUGAAAGAGAGAAUGGGUAGUAGGACACAUUGUUCAUUUCCCCCACCCUUUUUAUGCCAAGAGACCUGAUUUUAUAACCCUGAUUCACUUCAGUUAGCAUACAGAAUUAAGUUAGCUUUUAAACUUAGAAAGAUCGAAAAACUUGGGGAAAAAAUUGGUGGUACCAAAAAUGUAACUACAGACUGCUCUUCAUCAACCUUCACAGCCCCAACAGACACCCUGCUCAAAACUCAAAAGGGUGAAAUGGUCACCACCCUAAAUCAGCAGCACAUACCCAUCUAGGCCAAAUAAGCCCAGGGUAGUAUGUAGAAAGAACUGCUGAGGGGAUUGAGCUCAAGGGACAAUAACUUCUUUUGAUGGUUGAUAAAAAGUCAAUUUUACCUUGUUUAUUGUACUUGUAAAUCAGAUUCAUAACUUACACAAACAAUUGAAGUUGUACAUUUUUCAAGGUCCUUCUGAUUCUCUUUAUAAACUUUGUAAAACGUUCAAUUUUCUUUUUUCUGUUUCUUGUACUUCAGUCCAUGGAGGGAUUUCCUCAAUGUAAACUGAGCACACCCCUCUCUGAUGUACUCACUCUUAUUAGCAACUGGAUUAACCUCUUGUCCCCACACUCAGAUUCAAGUAUAAUUCAAAACUAUGGGGUAAUUGUUGUACAAACAAUUUCAAGGAAUUACUUAAAACCGAAGUCACUAAUAUAAAACUACUAAAUACGGUAUUGCUGUUGGAGCUAUUCAUUGAUUAUUACUCAAACGAUAUUCCAGUGAAGGUUUUGAAGAUUCAAUAAGCCCUUUCCUGCAGCCUUUUGAUAUUAAAAAUAGCUUAUACUGACAGACCCAGUAAAUGUGAGGCAAAGUGAUUGGGAGAUUUCACCUGGCUUUUACUAAAUUAGCCCUGUAUUCUGUAUUUACGCCCACAAAUAUUUGUUGUGGCUCCCGGUGUACAAACAAACUUACGAACAGCGAAGUACAAAAUUGGUUUAAUGAACAUUCCCAUAUGACUGUUGCAAGACUCACACUAAUAUAAUGAGCUCGUAGCAUAUGUUUAGGAUAAGGCAGAGAGUUCUUAAUACCACCGUACGUGAAAAAAUAUAUAAGAGAUGGAGCAGGCUGCCCUGAGGCUGGUCGCUCGAAAAUUCACGAAGCUUAUAAAUUGAACUGAACUUGCCAAGGUGCCGAAUCACGAUGAGCGAAGUCACUCAUGAACUGUUCAUACAUCACGCCUCCUGAUGUCCAAAGAUUUCAUGAAAAAAGUUCAUGAAAACCUUUUCUCGAUGUUUGGACGCCGUAAAACGUAAAACCGAGCGAAAACUCAUCAUCUUUCCAUGUCCGCAUACUCCGCAAUAUUUGUUUUGAAGGAAAAUUGGUACUUAGUCUCACUCGGCCAAAUUUCUUAACUGGGGCGAUCAUGUAAACUCGGUUCCAGACCUCGCUGCCAGCCCCCCCUGGCGGAAUCCAUUUCAAGUUUAUAAGCUUAAUAUCUAAAUUACUCCUCAACAGGUUGUUCAAUUUGCCGUGCGUGUUAACACAUACGAUACAAUAUUGUCGGUGGCGUGGUAACCUUUUAAUACUUAGCAUGUCUAUAAUUAAUGAUGGCGUUGUGCAAAAUAUCAGUGCUACCCUGUCCUUUUUUUCCUCUCAGAAAGUGCUUGCUCGACUAUUUUUGAAACAACAUCUAGCAGGAACUUAAAAUGGCGUAGGAUGUGAACGUUGACGUGCAGAAGUUUUUGCAUCCGAUUAUUCUAGAAUAAUGAAAUAAAGCGCAAUGACCGGGAUGCUCAUGAAAGCAAGGCGUAAAAAAUCGAUCGUUUUCCAGAAAUUAUUAAAUAAAGGACAGUUUGACUAUCGAAGUGUCGGUGCGACGUGCUCGGUGGCGCGCAAGUUCGUCUUCGCGGGAAAACAGAUCGUUUUCACCACGUUUCCCCCCCACUUCGCUCUCAUUUCCCCAUGCAAUCUAAUUCACCCGCUAAACAUGCCACACAAAGACAGCGAAUGAUUAUUAAAACAAUUUUAAAGAGUGUUUGAUGCGUAAAUGCGCAACUCUCUUGAAGCUCACAAAACACUGGUAAAGUAUCAGCUGCUGCGAGUUAAUUAGCUAUUCAAUUAAUUUUCACCCCUUUACGGUUGUAAGAGCAUGCUGGGUAAUGAAGACAAGAUGGUGAAAAAAUGAAAAGUUUGUAUGAGAAUACAAAGUCAUUUAAUUCUUGCUAAUUAAAUAUAUUUGUCACUUUCCCUUUGAAAAAAAUUUAACUAAUGAGCUUAAAAAAACUACACACUAAACAGGGGCAAGAAGUCGAAAACGGGCAUGAGCCCGCAAAUUGACCGCUGACUGUCUCUGAUUUCUGCCCAUGAAACAGAUUUUUCACAGAAAACAGUCAUUGGGUGCCCCUGACUAAAUCUGGAGUGCAUAGCAGUCCGUUGUUGCUUUUUAGAAAACCUUAGUUCUUCCAUACAUUUUCUGUAAUCUGACAACACAAAAAUUACAGAAAAAUUACGUCCAGUUGCCCCUGGGGCAACCACAAGACUUGGUUUGGUUGCCAAUGGAAUAUUUUGGUUGUCCAAGUCGACCUCUAAGCCCAGUUCAAUCCAAGAUAGUAUUAAAACACUGAGACAGCUCAAGUUAUUAACAGAGUUAAGCUAAUUAGUUUUUCACACCUCAAUAGUUUCAUGUUUUUUUUUAUCCAGUCAAAAAUCCCUUACAAAUGUGGAUUUAUCUUUGCAAAACCGUCUGCGAUAACUGUAAAACAUUGCAUUUUCUUUUGCAACAAAUUGCAGCCACAAUUGUGAAGUCCCUUGGAAGUAAUAUGCAAAAAGAAUGGUGUGUGUGAUGGAGACUCCCUCAUGCACGUUGUUCUUUCUUGUGCUCAUUACUAUGAAGUCCUUCACAACUUUUUUUAGCUUUCUAAUUCUUGCUCCUCUAAUCUGCUGUAGCUUCAUCUGUCUUCAUGGAUAAUUUCCAAAUCGAAGUACAUACAGGAGGCUUAACAUUUCGUAUUUUACAACUAAAAAAAUCAAACGGCUUUAGCGGGCAGAGAAAAACAUGGCAGUAAUACGGAGCACAUCUCACUGCUGUGCAUCAAGGACUAGGUUUACCUACAUGAACUGCUGGUUAAAGCACAUUAUUAACUACAGGCUCAUUCAUACCAAACGUUGAGUGUGGAGUCUAUUUUUUCCACAUUUGUUAACUAACUUUUAGGUUCCAUGAACCUUUCCAAGACAAAAAGCUGCAGCAUUAUUUAUGUCUGUUUAGGGACUAAUACCUCAGCAGAUUGGGUUUCCAAAUGGACAUUCACUCAGCACAAAUUUGUUACCCCAUUAAUACUUUUGGUUGUCAUGGACAACUGGACAACUGAUAAAAGCAAUUUUGCUGUCACGCCAGUAAAAUGUAGUUAAUGGAAUGUGACGCUAGUUAUCAGUAACCCUUUCAUGGUGGUUCCUUUUUCAAUAAAUUAAAGCAAUUGUCUAGUCAAGCUGCCAAGGUCAGCAAGCUCUAAGAUACAUUGUAUUCUAGUGUAGAUCUUUACGGCCUUGUUGUCUCUAGCAGGCAAGUAUGAUUCACAGCAUUGCCCAAAUUUUUCAAAGCACUAUUUAUGGCUAGGAGUUUGCAUGUGCAAUGCUGAGCUGUCUUGUAGUACAGCCUUUUCUAUUGGCUAUGCCAUCAGACGUUCGUCUUGCUAUUAAGCCCAGAACAACUGUUCAAAUCUCACUUAGGUUCUGUUGUUCAGCAAGGUUAGUGAUCAGUAUAUUAUUCUUGUAAUUUCAGACCUUGGGAAACCAAAUCAACUCAUGAAGGCUGCAAUUAUUGUUUUAUUUUUUGCUUAGUUGUGCUAAUUACCAAUCACUAAUAUUGGAAUAACAACAAUAUAUUAUUAUAAUCAUCUGUUUCACUGCAAAUUUUAUAGUUCUGGCACUCUCCAAAGGGUCUGAAUCCUUUAAGCGGUUUAAUCACAAUUCUCCACAAUAUGCACAAAUAAUGGUUUGAUUAGCUUUUGUUACAGUCAACUCUCUCUAAGAUGGACACUAUUGGGACCAUCUGCAACAUAUACUGUCUGUCUUAAAGAGGUGUCUGGCUUAUAAAGAGUGGAGGUAAUGUGACACCAUAAUAAAAAAAAAGCCUGAACCAAUUCGUAAUGAAUAACACAUCUGUUUUAAUGUGAAGGAUAUGAAAUAAUUCAUUUUUGAACUGCGGUUGUGGAUGAAAGUGAAGAAUGACCAUCGCAGUAAAUUUUCCAAUUUAAGCAAUUGGAAAGAAGAAGCCUGGAAAAAAAAAAUCAGGGCUUCAACGGGAUUCGAACCCUUGACCUCCGCGUGACCUCUGUUUACUUGUGCAAAAUGGUAAACAGCAAAGUGGACUAUGUGGAAUCAUUUUCUCAUUGUACAAUCAAACAUUCAUAUUUACAAGCUAACAUUCAUGGCCUUAGUGGUCUAAAAGUGUAACCAUAUACACUCUCAACUCAACUGGAAAGUGACUACAAAAUAAUAAAAAUGCAGUAUUUGUUUCUUUGAGCAGUGUGCAAAAAAAAUCAUGUCAGACAGGCUGGUGCUAGUGGAUUUUGCUAUUUUGCCAGUGAAUUCUAUUCUUAACUUGCCCAAAGGGUAAGUGAAGUUUCUUGGUGAAUUCAAAUUGCAGAAAAAUUGUAAUCAAUCCUGCUCAUCAAAAAUAUUUUUGGGCUAGUUAAAAUUACUUUUGGGUCAGUACAUGCUAGCUUCAGCUUGCCCAAAUGGCGAGCUGUAAAACUGACUUUUUUGCUUCCUGUUGAGUAACAGCCCUUUCAACUGUGACUGGUUGUUUCCCGUACAUCCUGUUCACGAACGCCUUUAGUCAUUUUGCUUACAUGUUUAAUUGUUAGGUUGUUUUGCUUAGAUGUAUGACUCAUGGGUUACCAUCAUUGUGUGGUUCCAGAAAAUAUCCAUACCACUCCCACGGAUGGUUCUUCCGAUUAGACCCCCCCACGCCCUCGGAAUUUCCGUUCCAGAGGGGUCAUGUGUAACCCCCCACCCCCCAGGAAUUUCCUAUUUUCCUUUUCAUGGCCUUUAUUUGCCGCAUUUAGAGAUUAUCGACCGUGUACUGCUUAAAAUUAACUGUUCUCAUCUUAAGACACAGUUUUUUUUAUAAUCUUUGGCCUAUUUGUAAUCUUUUACAAGACAAUUUGUAUUUCUUACAGAGCACGCUUGAUAAAAUGAGCAGUCUCUCUUUAGUCCAUCCAGCGAAACAGGCGAGGCACUAAAACAGAGAUUAAUAUGUUUAAGUCAUCUCAAGAAAACAUUUACAGCAUAACUUCAAAUUUGAACUAUUCAUUGAAAUAAAACUAUGCGAACAUUUUCGAAUUUCAAAACGAAUCUUCUUACAGGCAAAGUUUAUCGGUAAAUCUUCUGCUUCCGGUCCUAAAGUUGAAUUUCUGAUACUGUACCGUAAUUAAGUUUCAAUGAUGUACACGUCUAGUCUAAGUCAGUUUCAUCUUAAAAGCAACAUUAACAGCAUAACUUCAAAGUUAACUAUUGAUUUAACAUUAAACUGUGUGAAGGUAUUCGAAUUUCAAAACGGAUCUACUAACAACUCUGAAAACUAACUUACAAACAAAGUUUGGCCUCGGGUCCUAAAGUCACCACAAAGUCGAUGUUUGUAAUUAAUUUCAACUUUGAAUGAAUUACUCUUGCGGUUAAACAAAUUUCAGGAAUUACAAAAAAACUUAUUUGGGUUAUAAAAUAUGCAAACAUUCAUUUUGCGUCCCAUAUUUGCAUCGAUUCAUGUUCAGAAAUGAACAUCGGUGAAACAUGAUCUAUUUCAUCGCCUAGCACGUAAUCGAAAGUCUCCUCGACAAAGAAGAAACAGAUCGUUAAUAUUUUCGGGCAAAAGUUGAUUUGGCGAGAAGUCUGUUCGACAAACAGCUUGCCUUCAACGGUACUUUAUUAAAAGUCAAUAAUAAAAUACAGGAAAGCUCUCAUUUGGGUCAUCACGCAACGCUUUGUCGCGAUGAGCUCCGUGAAUGUCAACAGAAAUUUGCUUAAAGUUGUUUACACGAAGCUCGAGAAAUAUAGCGCCAAGAUAGCCGACGUUUGUUCUCGAUUGCCCUAAGUUUUUAUCACACUAAUCUGCAAUCGAGUCCGCACUCUAGAUACAUGUUCGACAUUAUUAACCGAUGCGCUAAAAUAAAUUCCCGGAGAAGCAAGGGACCCGUUGAGAAUUGCGAUUGAUUUGCCCGAAGGAUAGCCUGCGAAAACAUUCGUUUCUCCUCGCUCUUCGCCGAUGUUUAUUUAAAGACUUCGUCAAAGUGAUCGAAACGAAACAUUGGACAGACUGGCCGUUUAAUACAUCUAUAAGUUUUUUCUUGAAAGGGCAUCUAUUUCUGAUUUUUGUGGUAAUACAAAUCAAAAUAAUCCACAUAAACUUAAGUAUGACUCGUACGAUCGUUCGCGUCUUUUACAACCCCAUGGAAAAUUCUUCUCGUGGACAACCCCCAUACCCCUCGGAAAUUUCUACCCUUUAGCCCCCCCACCCGUUAGGAAUUUCCAUUGACCAUCCGUGGGGAGGGUAUGGAUAUUUUCUGCAACCACACAUUGGGUGUUAUCAACAUGUGUUUGUUGUAUUUUUUACUUAAUAAAUGUUUACAUAAGGCCAUGCUUGACAUCAAAUUGAGUAUGGUACUUAAACUAAAAUAUUCACAGUAGAUCAUCUAAGCGUCCUGAUUAACUACAGGCCAGAGUUUGCAGUCAAUCUUUAUUAACAGUCUUUACUUUUGCAUUUACUAGCAAUAUAUAAUGAACUUAAAUCAAAAGAAAGCUCAUUAUUCUGAGAUAACGCUAUUUAUCACAAAAUGAUUUGAUUCACAACUGUAAAUAUAUUAGUCAAAAUGAACCUUUUUCCUUGCAUCGAUUCUGGAAAUAAAGUACAGCCACACCAACAAGCUGGGCUCCGCAAUGUGACAAAUGCAAAUUUUGGCAGUGGUACGGGCCCAGGGGCCCCACUCACAUAUUUUAAUGACGAGGGGGUCCGACAGAGGUUCAUAUUUUAUACCCAAAAAAAUCCCAACUUCAGAAUUUGUGUAUCCAAAAAAAUCCCUACUUUUUUAGCAUACCCAAAAAAAUCCCUCAGUGUUUUUGCAUCAGCAAAUUUUAUUAUUUAUCUUCUGGAAAGCUAAAACAUGCCAACUUCAACUUUGGUUUUGGUCAAAAACAAAACUAUAAAUUGUGCUUAUGAUUUGAGCUGAUGAAAAAUGCAAUACCCAAAAAAAUCCCUGUUGGCCAAAAUGUCAGACCCCAAAAAAUCCUUCGGACCCCCCCGUCAUUAAAAUAUGAGAGUGGGGCCCCUGGGGAUACGGGCAUUGACUAAACCACCUACCACUAUCUGGCAGUCGUAUCCUUAAAACAGUCAAUUCUUCAACAUAAAAAACAAAACAGACGUAAGAACAGGGGAAAUUGAUAUAUUGACAUUUUUAUAUGUAAACUAGAUGUAAGAACUGAAAAUAAACAUCAUGCACCUGAUGUUUUUCUACUAGGGUAAGAACCUUGAGGAAAUUUUGUUCUUAUUCAUUGGGGAAACAAUCCCAAACCCUUCUAAGAUUUACCGGUAACCAAAAUGACUUAUAACAUGUUGAGGAAAUGACUUGUAACACAUUAGCAAAACGACUUAUAACACGUUUGCAAAACAGCCUAACAUGUAAGUGAAAUGACUUAAGAUGUUAGCAAACAGGAGGUUAAGGCAAAACAAGUUGUUGGCAGAAUGACCAUAAACCCUUAUAAUUCAUGCAAAACAAACUGUGAUAAAGUACUGUAAGUACUUAAGCAUAUGAAAAUCAGUCCAUCAUAUUGGUUUCCUUUUUGUGGGAUCAGUUGAAGUUCUAAAGGCUACAAGAGUUCAGCUAAAAGACCAAGACGAUAACUGUUUUACAGGUUGGCAGAUUCUCUCCAUGUGGUGUGUAGAAAUGACAAUAAUGGUUUCAAUUACAUCUGAGCCGUACGUGAUGAAUACUGUAUUUGGUUAAUUCCCCUAAUUACAAUUUGUCAUGUAGGGUACCUAAAUUUCCAUUUUGAGGUAUUUUUCACUACAUAAAACACUUCUUAAGUGUCCACUGAUGGUUUCAAAAGUGUUUGUUGUACUCUGUCUCGGAGAGGUGUACUGCUGUCUUGUAGAGAGCACAGUUACAGAUGAGUAAAAAAACAGCAGUGACCAACACCAAGAUGGGUUAGUGUCCAUCUUAUGGAGGUGUCCAUUAAGAGAGAGUUGACUUUAUUUUGUUUCAGUGUGGAGCAGAGAAAUGGUUAGGCCAGGGGCAAUAAGGGAGGUUCUUUGCACAAUUUACGAUAAUUAUAAUGAAUUCUGGUAAAUUAUUAAUAUAUAUAUUUCCUGCUUCAUGGGAUAUAACAUGGAUGUGUAAAAAGAUCUUGCCUUUUUUAAAACCUUAAGACAGAAUCCACCAGGAAAUUGAGUAAUUUUAAUUUUCAGUGGACAGAAACCUUGUAGCAGAAUAAUUCCGUGGGAUGCCUGUGGCACUCCCACGGUAAAAAUCCGGUUCGGUUGUACCCAAAAUUGCAAAGCCAGCCAAUAGGAUUGCGUAAAAUCUUUAUCGAUUAUCUCUUCUUCCAAGCCGACCAAUCAGAUUGUACAAAAUCUGUAUCGAUUUUUAAUCGAUUUGCUUCCUCUGAAGAACGUUGAAAUCAGAAUGUUCCUUGCCAAAUUUGUCGCGCUUGAGUUUUCCCACUCAUGGUUUAGGAUGGCUUGUUAACCAGCGAAAUCCUUUGGGAUACUGGCAAGUCACGAAAGGCGACCUAAGCCAAAUUAUUUCUUUCCUUCAUGAUUCUUUUUUGUUUAGGUCUAGCUUUUUCGUAAGGUUUUAGUAGCGUCUGGUUGACGUCAAUUGCGGGCCGUGAUUUCCGAUAGAUUUUUCUAUUUGGAGUUCGCCAGUUUUUGCUGAGCACAGCCAAAGUUCAGUUUUUUUCUUUUCUUAUCGAAAACACCUUGACGAUGGGAGGUUAAAUCGCGUAAAAUUCAACUCGUACCCUUGACGAUUGGCGUUGAAAUUGCGAAAAUAUUGUCCUCGCUGAUCGACGACUCGUUUUCGGCAUGGAUUGGACUUGUGGAUGGGACACGGAUCAGGACAUGAGUAAAUUCUUAUACCUUGGAAUCAGGGGUAAUCAUUGGAACUAUGUUAACUUUGAGACCUUGGAAACACAUUGCAAUUAAUUUUUAACCGCAUCAAGAGCAUCUUGGAAUAUUAAACUUUCAUCUUGGAUUAAAACAUUGGAACUUUAUCGAACUUUGUAACCCUGGGUGCGACCCUGGAUAAAGCAAGUGGAUGUUUUGUUUUGUUUUGUUCCAUUAACCUAGAUGGAACGCCAUUAUGCUUCCUUAGACCAACGCAUCCCACGGAAACGACUUUAGGCGUCUUGUUUAAAGCAUAUUCCAUUCCUUUUUAUAUUUUUCAAGGGCUAAAUAUGUAAUUAGUCAUGACCAAAUUAAGAAAAUUUCUUACGGGAGCCCAAGAAAAUGAAUAUCAAAGUUCACAAAAUUACAUCUUUCACAUUAAAUUUUCAGAAUUUUACGUGUGUUUUCACAGUUCUUGUGAAAUUUGACAUUCAUUUUCUCGGACUCCCACACUGGUAGCCCAAGCUUGAAACAUGAGCAUCAGCAAGCAUCGGCAUUGUUGCAUAACAUUCAAAAUAUAAGGAUUUGUAUCAAGAAAAAACCUAUCGUUUCUGUAACCUACGAAAAUGAAACGAUUUCAGCAAGAAACAGCUCACCAUACUUAAAAUGUGUGUUACGUCUCUCUAGUCCAUGGGCCAAUUUGGGGCCAUUUUGUGGGUUUUUAUGUAAACUGUUUCCUCUCUAUAUUUAAGGUUUACCAAGAGACUCCAGCGAAGUGGCCUGAAGGAUCCACCAAAGCAAAACUGCUGUAAAUUCGCUCCAUUAACGGCUCCAAUCGCCUCCAAAUUCUGCCUAGGUAACGCACAAUAGCUCUGCUUUCUAUUUGUGAUCUUUCUUCAAGACACAUUUGCACCGAGAGUGAAUCAGCAACCUCAACAGAACCUCGGUCUGAACUCUGUAUUACUGUUGAAAGAUAGCGACCUUACUUGAGACUCAAAUUACUCACACUUGGGGUGGGAUACAGUCUCUUGCUCCUGUUGUUUUCUUUCUCAGGGGUAUUGAAGUCAACGAGAGCAAGCUAGAGACUGUCUCCCACCCCGAGUGUGAGUAAUUUGAGUCUCAAGUUGGGUCUCUAUCUUUCAAUGGUAACACGGAGUUCAAACCAAGGUUCUGUCGAUGGCCUCAGACGGGAAGGUUUGCAGAGAUUGGUGACCUUUGAUUUGCUCUCAGUGCAAAUGCGUCUUGAAGAAAGAUUACGAAUGGAAAGCAGAACUAUAUGGUGCGUAUAUGGAAUUUGGAGGUGAUUGGAGACGAUGGAGCAAUUUACUGCCGUUUUCCUUCGGUGGAUCCGUAUCGUCCGCUUCGCUGGAGUCCCCAACCUUGGUAAAGCUUACAUAGAAAGAGAAAACCGUGUACAGUACAACCCACAAAACCACCAUAAAUCAGCCCAUGGACCACACAGGAGAGAUGUAACACAUUUUAUGUAAAGUAAGCUGUUUUUCAUUGAAUUUUUUUCAUUUUUGUAGGUCACGCAACAAUGCUGAUGCUCAUGUAUUUCAAGCUUGGGCUACAUCCGUGGUUACAUUUUGAAUCUUACUCACUGAAACCUAUAGACUUAAUUUUUUUCCAGCUGUAUUUUCUUUUCUGCCUUCAUUUUUGUAGAAUAAGAAUUUAUUAAAAUUAAAGUUUAGGCUAAAUAGGUUCUUAUGAAAAGGGGGUUUAAAAUGAAAAUUUUGGCGUAGCAGGUUCGUAAAUUUUAGGUUCUUAUAUGUGGGUUUUUAUGGUAUUUGAGAUUUUAGCAACCUAUGCAGUACCAAGCCAAAUUUUAACCAGAAAAAGGUACAAAGAGCAGCCCCUUCAUUUUAUAUAGAGUGGGUCACCCCCUUCCCACAGUAGCGUUGAGGGAAAUGCUGAAAAAAAAAAUUGAGUAUUUUGGCAAUUUUGUCUUUAGGGGGGUGUAAGGGCACAAAGCAGUCAACUCCCACAACUGUUGCCAAACCUGACUCCUCAACUGCUUUACAAGUGAAUUUAAAAUGUUUCCAUAGGGAGAAACCAAAGUUGCCAUGAGCUGUCAGUUUUAAUAAAUUAAUAAAUUCAAUAAAUUCAUAAAUAUAAUCAAAUAAUUAAAUAGCCCGGCUAGCACAAUAAUACAUGUAGACCCAGUAGUUUACAUUGUGUUCCAGUUUGCUUUUCUGAUUGCUUUAAUACCAAAAUAUUUGUCAAGGAUGUUUAUGGUUAAUCUGCAUGACAUUUCUCUCUUAAUUAAACUUAUACGACGCAACUGUUAACUUUUUUUCUUUUCUUUUUUUCCUUUCUCAGGUCAUCCUAGUUUACGGGUCUCACAUUGUUAGCUGCAAGCGAAAAACGCCAAGGCAUGAUGAAAUUGAAAGGGUGAUUAAUGAGACUUAUUCUGUGAUCUGGAAAUGCUCUGUUUCAGAGUGUCAUCCAGGAAGUGGAUUGAGUUUUCUCUGUGGUACUAGAAUCCCCUUCAGUGAAUCAAUUGAGUGUGUUUACUGUGUGAAAGGGGUGAAUUUCUCUGAUACAAAUGACUACUCUCAGUGUAAAAGCUGUAGAAAAUGCAGUCCACAUGAAAAGUCAUCAGGACAUUGCACCACCACAGAGGAUACGACCAGGUGUUUGAAAAUAUGCGAUACGGGUUUUUAUUGGAAUAAAAUAACUGACUCGUGUGAUCCAUGCAGUGACUGCUGUGAACAACCAUCCACACAUCAUGAGAAGCAGUGUGAGGAUUCUGGUCUUCCAGUGUCACAUCAGUGUCGACAAACCCAUGUCAAAUGUCAGCAUCGUAUGGUCAGCGUCAAAACUCCUCAACUGGUCCAUAAUGAUGAACAAAAUGGUCUUUCGUCUUCUAGUACUACUGGCAUCAUAGUUGGCUGUGUUUUAAUGGCUUUGAUUGUUCUUGGAUUUGUAUUUUGGAAAAAGUGGCAUCUUGUCAAGGCUAUUCUUAAAAGUUGCUGCUGCUUCAGUCAAGGAAAAGCAAACACUAUUUAUUUCUUACCCAACCAAGAAGAUGAGGAAGCUGACUUAGAAUCAGGCCCUUGCUUACCAGUAAAUGGAAGCGGGAGUGAUGUACAUUUAGGAGAGGUUUAUAAAAAAGGACUUUUGACAUCAGGUUAGUUCCAAACUCAUGUGUGCAAAAUCUUAAGCAAGCAGAGAUUCUUAGACCUGUUUCAGGGUAGAAUGUGUGGUUCUGUACUUUAUACAAAGGUGGCUCGACGCAGUAUUUAGCGUAGCAUCAAACUUGGUUGCCCUCCAUAUAAUCUAUUCACUAUUGUUUUCUCCCAUACGACAGAAUUACCAAAUUUCAGAAAGAUUUCAGAGGGCAACCCUAGCGCUGUAAAUUUCUUGCGUGCUGCAUGGGAAUUUGAUGUUGUACUAAACUCAAGACAAUAGGAAAUCCCAGAGCAAAAACUUAGCCAGAUCUAUAACAUCGCUUCCAUGUUUACCCAAUAUUGUGCCUACGUUAGACAACUCAAAAAGUUUUCAAUGGACACGAAAUUCAGGGAUUUUAUAGUACACUGGUCAAUUGCGGCACUGAAAUUUUUUAAAGAAAAUCUAUUGCCAAGUUUUGGUUUAAUCAUUGCAUUUUAGUGAAAGUGAUAAUAAGCAGGGAGGGGGAUAAACAUUCAAUAAAUUUUAAAAGGUUAAGAAAAUGAAUAAAGAAAAAACAAAUAGGAAUAAAAUCGUUAACGUUAAUUGGUUGGCAAAUUUGCAUCUGAAUAAAAUAAGAAAAAGGGGGAUCUGCGCUUUCAGGUGUUUACUCGCAAUUUUCGGGGGUCAGUGUUUUCGGGUCUUCGUUUUCAGGGGUCUUCGUUUUCGCUACAACAAAAUGGCACCUUCUGCAGAGCUAACAACAUCCAAGAGAAAUUUUAAGGAGCCUCCCUUUAUAUCAUAUUGCAAGAGAAAAUCCUUUAAAGACCUUCAAGUGAGAACAAAACAAUGAUCAUGUGGAUCAAUAUAGGAAUUCUUUACGAAUUUUUUUUCUGAUGAGUUGUUUUGGCCUUGCGUGUUUUCGGAUGCCUCACAUGGUGGCCUCGCAUGGCUAAUGCUGGCUUGCACACUGUACUUCUCCACUAUUGACAUACAGUGUCUUACUAUAAACUAGAUUGCCUCCAGUUUGAUUUUGGAAUUUCAGGCUCUGCACUUAAUUGGAUUGAAUCGUAUCUUUCUAACAGAACCCAGUGCAUCUAUAAAAAUGGCUUUCUAUCGAGUAAUUUUAAUCUUAAAUUUGGAGUUCCAAAAGGCAGCUGUCUCGGGCCAUUAUUGUUUUCCCUCUAUGCUAGCAAACUUUUUAAGAUCAUCCAAUCUCAUCUUCCUAAUCCCCAUUGUUAUGCCGAUGACAUGCAACUGUAUAUCGCAUUUAGAUCAGGAAAUUAUAUGGAGGAGACAGCUGCUAUAACUGCCAUGGAAUCAUGUAUUGCUGUUAUCAGUCAAUGGAUGCAUUCGGAUAAGUUAAAACUGCAUGAAUUCGGUUAAGACAGAAUGUCUUCUGAUUGGAACGCGACAACAACUUCAGAAAGUCAGUAACAUCAGUACCUUAUCGGUCGGGGACUCCUAAAUUGCUCCAUCAUGUAUAGUUCAACACCUAGAAACCUGGUUUGAUUCUAAAAUGAGUAAGCUAAGUCAUAUCAACAAAACUUGCUCGUCCACUUUCUAUUAUUGUUAUAACAUGCGUAGAAUUAGGAAAGAUUUGAGUCGUUCAGUCACCGAAUCAUUAGUUCAUGCUUUUAUAACCAGUAGAAUAGAUUAUUGUAACAGUCGACUAUUUGGCCUCCUGAAUUCACACAUCAUGAAACUCCAACGGAAACAGAAUGCCGGAGCUUGGUUGGUCACUGGAACACCAAGAUUCUGCCAUGUUACACCGUUGCUUUUCCACCUUCAUUGGCUUCCGAUAAGUUACCGUAUAAAGUUUAAGAUUCUACUUUUGACAUUUAAGUGCUUACAUGGUCAAGCUCCCAAUUAUUUAAUUGAUUUAAUUACUAUCAAAAAGCAAUCCAGGUACUCUCUAAGGUCAAAUGAGUCUAUAUUCCUCGAGUUACCAGGCAUUAAGACCCAUCCAACUCUUGGUGAUUGUGCAUUCCAGUCAGGUGCACCUUAUCUCUGGAAUGCAUUACCUUCGGCAAUUCGCAACAUGAAGACAUUAGACACUUUUAAGACUGCUGUUAAAACUCAAUUUUUUAGCUUUUAAUUAAUUGUUGGCUUUUACUGUAGGUUUUUUUUUAAUAGUUUUUAAUACUUUUUAUUAUAGUUUUCAUUAUAAGUUUCUCGUGCUUUAGUCACCUUUAACAUAAAUUUAACAUAACAUUAUUGUCAAGCGCAACCGAAUAUAUUCAUAUAGAGAUUUGCGCUAUAUAAAUGUAAAUUAUUAUUUUAUUAUUAAAAGUCAAUUCAUGGUGCAAUUAUACAUCUAUUCAUCUAAAACAUGUCAUAUAAUUUAUUGUUCUCUUGUGUUUAAUUAAACAUGUAUUUAAUGUUAAUUGUUGUUGUGCUGUAGUGUGCAAACCAAAUUAUUGAACUAACAUUUUAAGGUUAUUUGAAAAAAAAUGCAAGUGUUACAAUGUCCAUAGUCUAAUCCAAUGUUCUGAUCAUCAGGUGUGCCAGGUGCAAGCAGGCCAGGUUAUUAUAGGGGACUAUCUGUUCCCCCGGAAUCCAGAUCAGACCCACCAAAGGCCAAAACUGCAUUUCACAGGUCAAAGUCUCAUCCAGGUUGCGUUAAAGAUGAUCCAAAUGAAGGAACAUUGAAAGAAAAUGGUCUAAACAGCCCAAAGAAAUGUCACUCCAGUUGGAGAGAAAAGAAAUUUGCCAAGAAAGGAUAUAGUAAGUACAUUUUAUUGGCUAUCAAAAAACCAACAAUAAUCAGGAAACAGCGAGUUCUCCAAAAGAGAAUUUUGCACUAACACUUAUAAUAAUGCUAGCCGGUUCACUCUGGUCCUAGAAUCUAAGAAAUCUUACUAAGUCUGUUUGAUCAUGAAAACAAAAUCUAUGUCCAAAAUUUCAGUUUUAACGUUAUGCAGGUUUAAUGAUUGUUGCUAAUGUUUUCCUUUCUUUUCUCCCCAUUUUUUGUUAUCUGCAUGUAUAUCCAGCUUUUAAUAAAUCUUUAAUAUAUAAAUUUAGCCGGGACUAAAAGCGAAGCUCUGGUUUAUAAUAUUUAUAAACGAAAAAAAUUAAAUUGUGUAAUGCUAAACAGGGACGGCAGUGAAAAUGGCAUCAAAAUGAAUAGAUCUAAUUAACAAAAAAACAAAUUGCACGUGCAGCUACACCUUUUUGUCUUUCUUUGCCGUUCUUUUGCACAACUACAACGCUGUUUUGUACGACUAAAACACCAAACUUCCUAGUUACACAUUUUUUUUAUUGUCGUAUGUGCUUACCCCAUAUUUUGUUUCUUGUAUUUCUGGAUUUGCAGUUUGUCAGCAGAAAGUAACCAGAGAUACUGUGAAUUUUGUUUCAUUUUUACAAGUGUUUUUGACCUAUCUUGUUUAGUGUCAAGAAACUGAACAAGAUAGGUCAAGGUAGUGUGACAGUGAAACUGCGGUGAUGAAUGCAGAGACCAUUUGUCAGGACAGAAAUUUAAAGCCAUUUUAAAACAUGUUGAAAAAGCAAGACAUGGAUAAUUUUCAGUUUGGAGGAGAAUAUAUCCUUUAGGUUACAGUAUUUUCCAACAAGAAGUUGGGGAUCUUUUUUAGAGAUUUGAAGUUAAAUACUAGUAUUUUGCAACAGUAAAAUGUGCACAACAAAGCUGAGCAAGAUACUACAAAAUUUUUUGAUACUCAUGCAAUGAAUUCUAGUACGAAACCGUCAGGACGGAAACUGGCGAACCCAAAUUUGAGUUAUUAGUCUCGCUUGCAUAAGCAGCAAGACUCAUUGUGCCAGGCAUUCCUUGCGGAGACCGUGGAAACUGGUAUUAAGAAUUGUUGCAUGAUCAAAACCACUCAUGUUUUGCGAAGAAAGCUUAGGAAAUAUUAAAUUUAGAGCUUUUCCAAAACGUGUCGGUCCACAAAUUCUAUUGCUUGAAAGCGUUGAUUACUUUGGGACAAGUGAACACUACUGAGUGGUUGAAAAAAAAUAAAGAUCUUAAAGUAGGAAAACUGCGUUGGUCGGGUGUUGUAAAGUUUCAUUGUAUGCAAAUGGGUCUUGUGAUGAGCAUGCGCCUUAUUUUCAGCGAUGACUGAAAUGACGUGCCAUGUAAAUCACUUUUUUGAUCUCUGGCAAUGAUGUGAUUUCUCUGGAAUCGAGGCCCUUGAAUUUUCGUGGAUUUAUACACGCGUUAAGCCUGCAACCACAGACAUUAUAAUUUCUGGUUGUUACUAACACGUGCACUAAAUCAAUUCAGAAACAAAGUUAAAAAAGUAUAGUUAAUAGACGUCGAGAAAGUAGGAAGUAAAAAACCUUUAGCGAGUAAAUCCUGUUUCGUGUAGAAUUAAUCGCCUCCUCAUCUCUCGAUCUAAUCUCCAAGCAAGCAAGACUGAAUGCCGCUCAAUGAUGCAAGAGCGUUCUUGUUAAUUUAUAAAAAAAACCAGCAAAGAAUUGCCUAAUAUUAAAGUUGAGCUUUCAAUCACAGCAAAUUCUUUUUUAGGAUCGAGUAAAACGUGCUGAUGUGGUCAAUCUAUUUUUAGUUCCGCUGAAGGUUAGCAAAUAAAGUAAACACGAAAUGAAGCAAGUACAUUUUGAUUUCUACAGAAACCUUUAUUCACAAGAGAUAAUUGAUUUUUCAAUCAGGUGAGAGCUUUUAAACGAAAAUGGUAAGAGAAAUGUCCUAUUUUUGCCAAAAGAAAGUUUCUGGUGAUUUUAUCGAUAGACUUGCGUAGGGAAAGUUUCACACAAGUUCACUUUUCUAUGAAACUUGAUACUUCUAACAUGAGUAUCGGAUUUCAGGACAAACAUUUACUAUAUGUAAACAUUAUUUUUUAAAAACUGUUUUCAUUGUAGGAACAGGGAACAAAUUCUCUUUGGUUUCUGAGACUGAUUUUUUUAAAAAAAGAUAUUGGGAGAGUGGAGCUUCUUUUGAUUAUUGAGUUAACUUACAUUGUACUGAUACAUUUCUUAGUUUAUGCAUAUUAUCUGUCAUAAGCACAAACAUGACUGUGUCAUGAGAGUUACAAUGUAGCAUGACCAAAGUUUGUUUCAACUCUUUCCUGUUUUGUCAUCAAACAUUUAAAGUUGCAGUCUACAUUUGGAAACCCUUUGCAUGUUUCAUAUCUUGUUAAGAAACAUGAGUUUCUGAACAGAUAGUACUUGUAUGCCAGCCAAUUUUUAAAUGCAAACACCAACACAUUUAAGUUAACAACCGUUUAGAACCCUGUUUAAAUGUUGUAAUGAAUAUUUCUGGUAACAACUUUAAAUAGAAUGCAAAGUAGGAUACAGGAAGCAUAAUUCCUUUGAAAUAACCGUGGAACACAGCUUUAGAUGAUGUACUAUAAGAGAAUGAUCUACCACAGGGUGCCCACACAAUCUAUUUGUGUAACCGAUGUAAUUAUGGUAAAUGCACCAUAUUUACCGUUUGCUUCAUCUGUAGCGGUAUAUGCUGCUGGAUCAAUUCUAAAUAAACAAAGCGUUACCUUUCUUAUGGUAAAUUGUCGUCUUUUUGCCUCAUGAUCAGAAGUGGUAUUUUGAAUGAUUUUAAAGGAUUUUGAGUUAACGUCAUCUACUGUUUCUUUAAUAGAAACAGUAUGAACAGCAAACUCACAAUCCUUCACGUUUACCAUAAGAUUACAUCAGUUACACGAACAGAUUGUGUAGGUGCCCUGUGUAUCUACAUGCAUUGAUUAGCAGUAACCACAUUUUAUCACUUUAACUGUGUGUUACAGGGUUGAUUGUUUACAUUGUACCUCUUUAAAUCAAUAAAAACCUUUUUGAAAUAAACAGAACUAUUUUAUCCAUGCUUAAAUCAAUAGUGGCAUCAGCUAAGUAAUCAAAGUGGACAAAAAGCAUAUUCCAGAUAAACCUAUAAAUAUUUUUCAAUCUUUACUUUCUCUUAGUUGCUGUACCGACUGAUUCAGAUCUUCCUGAUGUUACAUUUGAGGGAACAGCUGAUAUGCCUAGUAUGUAUUUAGUUAUUGCUAUUCAACUUCAGGCAUUUCCACAACAACUCCAAACAGGAAGUUAAAAUUCAUUCAUUGCCCAGUAUUCCUUAGUAUGGGUGGGGAGGAGUUGGGGGAUUGGGGGGGGCAGGGGGGUUUGCAGAACAGCCUUACCAAACUUCUAUUCAGUAAAUUUCUUACCAGGUAUCAUGUUUUUGAGUUAUGAUAAUUUUACAGAUAUUUACUGAAACAUACCUUGCAGAAUAAGAUACAUGUAAGUCAGCCGUAAUUUGUUGAAACACUUCCAGAAAAAAAAAAAAACAAGAUUUACCGGUAGUUGUUGCCUUGGUUUGGUGUUGUAUUUGGGCAUAAACAUCUUCCAAAUCAACUUUGAUGGAGAAGGGAAGAAUGAGAAAUUCCAAAGGAUUUUCCACAAUUAUGACCUGGCCCCAGUUGUUCAAAAGGUCAAUAGCGCUAUCCAGCGGAUAAAUCUCUAUCCAGUGGAGAAUGCAAUUGGUUUCCCUAAUACUUAUCCACUUGAUAGUGAUUUAUCCGAUGGAUAGCGCUAUCCAGCUUUUGAACAACUAGGGCCAGGAAUUUAGCUUUUUGAGAAUAAAUAUGUUUGUCCUAGUAAACUCAUGAUCAUGCCAGCAUGCAUUUCUAAAUUUUACUAUGACAAAAGAUGUGCAACUGCAAUAGUGUAUAUAAAUUCCUAUUUACAACUUUGUCGAGGCAUGCAGUCAUUUAAGUUUUGAAGAAGUAGGCUUAGCAACUUUCAUGAAACAUUUGACUUUAUGACCUUUUAGCUUUGUUUUGUUGGUGGUGUAAGGACACCAAUUUGCCCCUCGCCGUCCCACAGUAAACUGUUUUGUGACUUCUAACUUAGAUCUUGAGCCUCAAUUACAACUUCCAAUCACAACAUUGGUCUACAACAGUAGAGUUAGUGUCCUCAUAAGCGAGAGUCUGCUGCUGUCAGUAUUAUCAGGGUUUCCAUUAUAGCGGGGUGUCCUAAGGAAGGGGGGGGGUUCUGAAAGCUAUUUUAAAUGCCCCGAGGUCCAACCCCUUACCUUUUUUAUAUAACAGUUUUGGCAAAAAAGGUUCCUCUUUUGUAUACCUUCUGUUUACAAAAAGGGGUACCCCUUUCACAUACCUGGGUUUAAUCCAUUUUAGCUGCUGUAAAUAAAUGCACUGUCUUUUAAAUAUGAAUAAAUCAUAAGACCAGAAUGUCUUGUCGACUUUCAAGCAGGCAUUAAAUACAGCUGUUUAAUACCCCUUUUUGCCCUUUUUUACUUACUGAAAUGACAGUUUUCCCUACCCUUUCAAUAUAGUUUUUAACUAGUUAAAAACCCUACCUUUCAUGUACCAUAAGCCUGAAAAGGGUACCCCUUUCGGGUGGAGCCUCCACAUGUAGGCCAUUAUCUAGAACACCCAGGUGGUGUCCGCAAGGCUAGAGUUGACUGUUUUUAGUAAAAAUCAACCCACCUUUUGAAGUUUAGUUGUCCUUUAGAGCAUUCUUAUCAGUUGUGAAUGAGGGUUUAUAUGUCAUCAUUUAUAGCAAUACAGUGAGUUAAGCACCUCUUCAUAUUUGUUAUUAACAGGAGAGAAUAAGCCUAAAAAUCAGUGCUCGUUCACUGUUGGGCAACAGCACCAAAGUACUUCAACAACAGGCCUUGAUUACAUUCAACACACUACCACCACAAUAGCAUCAGUGCCAGAGCAUUUCCAGAACAACCUCUUAACAAGAAAAAUGGAAAAAAUCCCAAAUAAGUUUUAUAGGAAAAUUUGUAUAAAGCUGGACAAACUAAGAGAUUGCUUUUGGGAUGAUUAUCGGUCGUUGGGUGAAGCAAUUGGUCUUGAAAAAGACGUGGUAUCGUACUUGGGUCAGAUUGGAAAUCCAACACGUCAAAUGCUGGAGAAGUUUGAUUCUCAAGAAGGUAGCUCCAUCAGGAAAUUUAGAGAUAUUGUCAAAAAAAUGGGAAGAGAUGAUGUUGUGUCUAUUGUCAAAGAUUGGAUUGUUGAUGAGUGGAUAAAGAGCAAUUAUUCGUUAUCCCAAAUGUAAGCUUAUGACUUAAGGGAAAGACUUGUUUCAUCAUCCACCAAAAUUCAUUCUUAAAUUUCAAUGAUGAUUUUAAAAUUGCACCAGCUGAAGGGCAUGGUUGAUAACCUUUCUGUAAUGAAUAAUAAUGAAACCCAGUAUGAAUUUUGACUGAAAAAUUACUUGUCAAAAAAAACAUUCUAUAAUUCAUACAAAUUCUACCAGCUUAAAAGGAUCUUGUCAUAGUGACAAGACUCUCUUUGUUUUCAUUUGAAGUAGGGAAGUAUCCAUUUAAUCAAGAGGUAAAAUUAGCUAUAGGCAAUUGUAGCUUACCUGGAAUAUGCAAAUUUUUGGCCUUUUGCCAUUAUAAUCAGCUACGCGUUUUCCCAAACACAGUUCUCCACUUUGCUCUGUAGAAUAUCUUUUGCCCACUUAGAUGUAUAUAUUUGAUAGAAUGUGGAAAGGGCAAUUUGUACACAACGAAUUUUUCAUCAAGAAACUUAUUUAAAUUGGUACAUAUUAUACAGGGUGAUGUAUGUUUUCUUGUAUGCCAUUUGAAAUCGCACCGUUGAUAUAUUUAAAACAGUUGUGCACAUGUCCUCGAGAGUAAUUUUUGAUACGGGUCUGUAUUUGCAUUUUAAUUUUUUAAAAUUUUGUAAAGAUGCCUUCUUUUUCUUUGGAGACGUAGGUAUUUCAUUUGGUCAUUCGAAAACAGUUUCAAAGCAAAUAUGCAUUUGUUCUCUGAAAAUAUUUCAAAAUAUUAUUCUCACAAGUCGCUCUUUUACGUUCUUUUUAAUGUUUUUUAUGACAAAUAGAGGAACCCACAGAAUGACAAGGAAUACUUUAUUCAAAAACGCUCCCUUUAAUAUUGUUAAUAAGUAAUUGGUAAUUUACCGUUUAGAGUUGUAACUUCUAUAUAUUAAUUCUACGAUUAUUAAUUAACUAAUAUUUAUUGCCUUAACAUUUUCCAAGGCGAUGUCUAAAUGCUGUUCAAAACAAAUUAUAUAUCUCUAUAAAAUCAUGUUAUAAUUCAGACCAGCAGCGAUGAGUUCUUCCUAGUAAUGCUGAAGUUAGCUUGUUCGUGAAUCACUUUAACAUACUUCCAAUUCUUUGAGGUCUCUUUUAGUAUAGUUUUGUUUGUUUUUCUUUCUUUCUCGUAGAUAUUAGCUUUUAUAGCUACUCUGAAAAUCCGAGGUUUAGAUAAAGGUGAUAUGUAUAUGAUUGUAAAUGCAGAACAUUAUGAAAAUGAACGUUAGAGUUGUGUAGCACGUUGCAUGAACUAUCAUUGCUGGUCGGAAAUAAUACAUGUCCUAUGGUAGUGGCAUUGUCACAAAGUUAUUUUGACUUAAAAGAUAGUAUAGCUUUCAAUUUAAUAUAAAAGGCAAUACUGAUAAUAUUUUUCUAUACUGGCCCAUAUAGAAACAUUAGAGGCAGUUAUCUCUGUUUCUUGUGUCCUGUACGGUUUUUAUACAUGCUUUAAAGCCCUCUCCAAACGGACGCAACAUUGUCGGAUGUUACUUGUUGCGUGCGUUUGCACACCCUGUUGCAUGUUGUCUAUGUGUUGUUUGGAGUUGUUGCACAAAGUUUGAAACCGGACCAACAAGUAUUAGGGCCGUGUUACCAGUAGCCUUCCCCGCAUACGUUCUUUUGGUUCGUCAGGCAGGAACGCGUGACCAACCCCUCCUAGGAACGUCUGCAUGAGAGGCUAUGUUACCGGUAACUAUUAUGUUUUUAUGUUUAUAACAUUUUAUGAGUUGUCCCAUAUUUUUUUUUUAAUUUGAUAAUUUUUAGUACGUAUAAUCCAAGUAGCUGUAACAACGUAUUCAAAUAUAUUUUUAAAGAAAUAU
Porites lobata is the source of this 24027-nucleotide messenger RNA. Lineage: Eukaryota; Metazoa; Cnidaria; Anthozoa; Scleractinia; Poritidae. The record is from the annotation of a GenBank genome assembly.